AGAAGAAGAGGCGGAGUUAAAUCGAGUGAGUUAGAUAAGGAGACUUGUGGUGUACUCGUAAAGGGAUACGCGUCAGUAGAGUUCGUCAGUCUGCGGACGAGCGUCUACCGAAAUAACGGGAGCAGUUUAAGCAUUGCAUUUACCGUGGCAAAGUUUACAACACCUACGAAUAAAUACAGGAUUAACGCAUAAUUAAAAAAAAAAUAACAAUGUUGAGUUUUUGGAAUUAAUCAGUGAUAAAUCUGCAGUGAUGAUGCGCUAAAUCGAAGAAGACAUUCCUUUGUACAAAGAAGAAAAAAUAUUACUAAUAGAGAAGAAAUAAAAAAAUGAUAAUAAAUACGUACAUAAUGUAAACGUAAACUUCUGAAAGUGCAUGUUUAAUUACGAGAGAGAAAAACGAGUUUGUUUAAGAAACAAGUUGAAUUGCAGCGAUCAAGAGCUAAUUACAAGGAAGGAAGAGGAUAAUUGGGGCGAAUUGUUCAGAGAUAGCGAUUUAAUUGAACGCUAUAAAGUACUACAGUAAUUUCUGGAAGAAUACCUUUCGCGAGUUAAUUAACAAUAACUACAAUGUAGCGUCACGAAACGAUUCGAUAGCGAGCGAACAUGAAGAAAUAUGGAAAUUAAUUGAUGCGGCAUGUGCGAUAAGGCGCCUCGGAAUAUGUAUGUAUGGAAGGAUACAUGUUCUCUCUGUUUAUCUUUCCAUGGCGAGAAAAUUCAAGGAAUUAACGAAACAGAUAGAAACUAAUGAAUGAAAGAAGGAGUAACGAGAAGUGUAAACGAAGAGUGGAUGAGGAAAAUUAAUGCGUUUAAUAGCGUGCGAGGGUCGUUGGUCCGGUUAUUUCGCGAGAGAAAGCAUAUGAAUCACGGCGGUUUUUAAUUUUCCGAACAAUGCGAAGGAAGAAAAAUUGUGUUCUGUGCAUUUGCUAAAAGAUGGGGUACUUUGCGACAAACGACACCGUCGGAAUCUUUUCGGAGGCUGGAGACCAUUCACUCAAGCCAUUUACACGCUCCGAGACUAUCAUUGCUGCAGUAUGCGCUAUAAUAUUCAGCAUUAUUGGAGUAUUAGGUAAUUUAGUAACGGUAAUCGCAUUGUUAAAAUAUACCAGACUGAGACGACACGCCACUACGGCAUUUGUGAUAAGUCUAAGUAUCUCCGAUUUGAUCUUCUCGGCAGUAAACUUGCCUCUAACCGCCAGUAGAUAUUUGAACGAAGCAUGGGUUCUGGGUGAUACUCUAUGCAAAAUAUUCCCCUUAUUCUUUUACGGGAACGUCGCCGUAUCUUUACUCAGCAUGGUGGCCAUUACUAUCAACAGAUAUAUACUGAUCUCACAGUCGGACAUUUACAACCAGUUAUACACUACUCGCGGCAUAAUGCUGAUGUUAAUAGGUAUAUGGACUCUAAGUUUCUUGAUGCUGCUGCCACCCUUAUUAGGCAUCUGGGGUACUCUAGGACUAGAUUCGGCUACCUUUUCGUGCACCAUACUGAAGAAAAAUGGCUCGAGUCCGAAGAAGUUUCUGUUCAUUCUAGGCUUUAUCGUACCAUGUGUGGUGAUCAGUGUUUCGUAUCUCUGCAUAUAUUGGCGUGUACGCAGAAGCCGAAAAAAUCUCGAGGCUCACGCGGCGGAAAGUGGUCGACGAGGCGGUGGCUUUCAACGGCGGGAAGAUUCCAGAGUGACCAGACUAAUGCUUACUAUAUUCCUUUGUUUCCUGUUGUGUUUCAUGCCGUUAAUGCUGGUGAACGUCAUCGACGACAAGAUGAAGGUUCCGGUACUUCAUAUAGUGGCGUCUGUACUCGCAUGGGCAUCCGCGGUGAUAAAUCCUUUUAUUUAUGCUGGCACCAAUAAACUGUACAGGGAGGCGUACAAACAAAUUCUGUGCCCCGUUUCAAGUAGGACACCUACGAUCGGUCCCAAACCAACGCAUUCUCACUCGAGUAAAUUCUCGACACCCCACACGAUAUAAACAUAUCUUCCGUUUCGAAAAUAAUCGAUCGCCUCGGAUUAAUGGCGAUAAAAAGUCGAUGCAUAA
Molecule: messenger RNA, 2028 nt
Organism: Mycetomoellerius zeteki
Lineage: Eukaryota; Metazoa; Arthropoda; Insecta; Hymenoptera; Formicidae
Gene: Tre1
Product: Trapped in endoderm 1
Exons: 5
Coding region: 931-1962 (343 amino acids)
Biological process (GO): G protein-coupled receptor signaling pathway
Cellular component (GO): membrane
Molecular function (GO): G protein-coupled receptor activity
Source: RefSeq, a predicted model, not a curated record